Molecule: messenger RNA, 285 nt
Organism: Gongylonema pulchrum
Lineage: Eukaryota; Metazoa; Nematoda; Chromadorea; Rhabditida; Gongylonematidae
Source: the annotation of a GenBank genome assembly
AUGCUAAGGGAUCUUUCACGACACAAUAUAAACCAGAAAACAAAAAAUCAACCUAAGCCUGCUGCUGUGCAGUUUGUUGUAGUUCUCUCCGGUACUGCCGACGAUGCUGCUGUUUCCAUCGUUACAGAUGCUGCUGCCAUUGCUGCUGCUGCUACUGCCGCUGCUGCUGCUGCUGUAGUUGCUACGGUUGCUGCUAUCGCUGCUGCCAUUGGCGGUGAUCACGAAGAUUCUGUUGAUGCUGCUGGUGAUGCGGAUGAUGCUGAAAAAGAAUCCGCUGCUCAGUAA